Molecule: messenger RNA, 3856 nt
Organism: Gasterosteus aculeatus aculeatus (three-spined stickleback)
Lineage: Eukaryota; Metazoa; Chordata; Actinopteri; Perciformes; Gasterosteidae
Gene: miga1
Product: mitoguardin 1
Biological process (GO): mitochondrial fusion
Source: RefSeq, a predicted model, not a curated record
CAUCCCAAGCGCCACCUAGCGAGUUAACGUUAAUAUAUAAGAUAAAAAUGCUUUUUAAAAGAGAUAUUAAUAAGAAGUGAUGGAUAUGUAAAUAGUCAUUACUUUUGUAAUAAACAUUACUUCCUCUAAAAAAGGAAACAAAAUGUGACAUCAUGGAAUUCAAAGUAGUAAGUCAUAACUUACUUAACUUACUUACUUUUUUUCAACUUUUGUCAAAUUGCGUCGUCACAAUCUUUUGACAUGAGCUACUAAUUCCAAUUUGUACUGUACAAAGUACUCACGUAUUUUGUAUUUCAUAGGGGCGCUUCAAAAGUGAACAUUUUGUCUAAUAAGUACAAAGUAUCUAUUUUCUUCAAAUCUAAAAACGUUUAUUCCUUGUGAAUAUUGGACAUCAUAUUUAUGGAAGUCAUAAAUGUACCCUUUGAUAUUUUGUUUUCAAGCUGGCCCGAAUAAAAAGAAGUAGAACUAAUGAAAGAAACGAAAUACACGUCGAGAGUUACGUAAUCUUACGUGAAUUUGAUGUAUACACCGUUUUUUAAUUUACAUUUGUAUUAUCUAUAUUCAAGCCCCCAAUCAGCCGAUCACACGUUUAUCAACAAACACACGUGCCGUGCUCUAAGAAAGUCUAACGAGGGCGCUAGAACUCCAUGAAGGUUUACAACGCUUUUAUUUUGAAAGUCCCGCUGGCGCCGGUCGCGCGCCGCUCGAGUCCUUCACGGAGCGGCAGCUGAGGUCAGCCGCAGGAACCGGGCGAGCGGCCGGGAGCUUCAGUCUGCGCAGGAAUCCUCUACAGACACCGCUCCUGCAGAAUGGUGACGAGGAUAAGAGAGUUGCCAAGUCAUGGAUAGAUCGCCACCAUGACACAUGAGACCCUCACAAGCUCCCAGCUGUCCCUGAGGGCGGCUGCCCUGCGGAUGGUCGACCUUCCGCUCUGCGUGUACGGCUCUCUGGCCCAGGUGAGCAUCAGCGCGGGCACCAAGAAGCUGGUGGCAGCCACGGCCUUCGGCGCCGUCUCGCUCCUCUUCCUCGCCCGCCGCUUCCAGAGGAGGAAGGGAAGAAAGAAGGCUCAGUGGGAGCAGGAUGCCUUUGAGAUCAUCUCAGAAAAGGAUAACAGCGCUGGAAACGUCACACUCUCCCUGGACUCCACAAACGGCCACCCAGCUGGUCUGCUUCUCAAUGCAGGACACCACGGGAAGCUGUCCGGCUCUCUGCUGAGCCUGGCCUCGGUGAAGAGCGUGAACUCAUCCAGCGGCAGCACCCGUGCAAAUGCAUCCACCUGUUGGGACCGAGGGGGGGAAGCGGAUAUCUGCAGCGCGGUCAACUUACCCGUCACCACGCCUGAGAACCUGUACCUCAUGGGGAUGGAUUUAUUUGAAGAGGCUGUGCGGCGGUGGGAGGAAGCGCUGACCUUCCGCAGCGGGCCGAGCGAGGACGACGCCAGCUGUGUGUCCGUCAAAGCGGGAGACGCCAUCGCCGAGCAGAGGGUGGAGGACGUCCUGAGUGCGGAGUUCCUGCUCAGGCUGAAGUCGCUGCUGCAGAGGGCCUACAGCCUCCAGGAGGAGUUUGAGGGGGUGUUGUGCGAGUCUGAGGCCUCGUCCCACAGCAACAGCCAGGAUGUAAUGGCCGAGGUUUUGUCCAGAGAGGAGCUGGAUGACAGCUGUCUGAGAGACUGCAACAGCAUCGCCUCCACCGACUCGUUUGUGUCUGCUGCCGAGCUGACGGAGCACCGGGAGCUGCGGAGCGUCGUCGCUCUGGGCCAUCACCUUUUCUACGAGGAGGCGCUGCAGAUGGCCGAGGAUGGAAAGAUCUCCUGCAGGGUGCUGCGGACAGAGAUGCUCGAGUGUCUUGGAGACGUGGAUUUCCUGGCUAAGUUGCACUGUGUGCGGCAGGCGUGUCAGCUCAUUUUGUGCGAGAGAACGACCCGGAUGUUUCUCGCCGACACCGGAAAGAAAAUCCUGUCUUCCAUUAUUGUGAAAGCACAGAAAAGCCCAAAGAGAUUCGAGGAGGUGUUUGAGGAGAUGAUUUCCUUCCUGGAGAACACAGAGCACUGGGAGAACACCGAGGUGGAGCUCGCCACGCGAGGGGUGAAGCACCUGAACUUCUACGACAUCGUGCUGGACUUCAUCCUGAUGGACUCCUUCGAGGACCUGGAGAAUCCACCGACCUCCAUUCAGAACGUCAUCAACAACCGCUGGCUCAACACUUCCUUCAAGGAGACGGCGGUGGCAUCGAGCUGCUGGUCAGUGAUGAAGCAGAGGAGACAGCACAUGAAGGUGUCGGACGGCUUCAUCGCUCACUUCUACGCCGUGUGCGAACAGAUCAGCCCCGUCCUGGCCUGGGGCUUUCUGGGGCCCAAGAGCUCCCUGCAUGACUUCUGCUGCUUCUUUAAGGAUCAGGUCUUGUACUUCCUGAAGGACGUCUUUGACCUGGACAAAGUGCGCUACACUUCGGUGGAGAGUCUCGCGGAGGACAUGCUUCACCUGCUGCACCGGCGCUCCGAGCUGCUGGUGGCCUACCUGGGACCCGACUCCCUGCGGACCGUCGGCAGCUGCAGCUCGCAGCAGGUGCAGCUGGUGCCCAGCGGCCUGCCGGAAGCUCGCGUGCAAUAAGGGGAAGGACCCGCCGUGUCCACACACACACACACACACACACACACGGGGGGGGAGACAGAAGAUUGACUUGGGUGAGUUCUCACACACAAACCUGCCAUAAAGACUUUUUUUCCACAAAACUGCUGAUCCAAGGACUGAAAUGUAAAACACUAAUUCACCGCGGUCACACCUCCCAUCAUGCUUUGCGCUCUCAUGCCGCCGCCGUGUCUGAGGAUGAAUUGUACCAGCAGCCUUGCCUUCACACGAGAUCAUCUUCUCCAGUGCGGCCUCCUCCUCCUCAGCGCCCGGUUUCAAUGCCAUAGAAGUGCACAUUUCAAAAUAAAAAAAAUCAUAGCAAUAUUUUUAAACUUUCUGUGGAGCAUUUCAAAGUGGCCGUCGAUCAUUGAUACCGCUGGGAGACUUGUCUGCUGCUAUUAAGAGAAAUUUGUUGUGGAGAAUAUUUUAGUAUUUAUUUUAUUAUGGAGUUUCUGGAUUUAUUUUCUAGAAGUUGUAGUUGGGCCUGUAUGGUUUGUGAUAAGCUUCAAACAUAGUUGUAUGAAUGUGUCGUAAGCUUUAUUAGAUGCAUUCACACAUCGACAUUGCAAAACCAUUCAAGUGCUUUGUUUUUGUGGCGAGCACACGAUUGAUCAUCAUGAGGGACUCUGGGAUAAUGUAAAAUUUGUUGGGAGUUACUUAAUCCGUUUUGGCAGCACGAUUCAAACCGUAAUGCAAUAUUUAAAUGACGCCUGGCUGUGGCGGCCUAGAAGGCCUUUAAUCCCGCCCAGUCAACGGGAUAUGAACGAUUAUACUACAAUCCUGCAGCUGUUCAACACGCGAGCCUUACUGUUAAUGCACAUAAGCCUCGUCUUUGCCACUGAAUGUAAGUCUUAAAUACAGUAAACGCCUGAUCAGUCACUGCCGUGUGCACAAUGUUAACGCUUGGAGCAGCAGCUACUGCAGGAAUAAGCCUGCUGUACGAGGCUAUAUUCCAAAAUCAACAUAUGCAUUUGAGUAAUCGCGUCAGUUGUAUUUUUUUCACAUGUGGUUUUAAAGCGUUACUGGUGUAAUUUGAGCUUAACUGAUUCAUGAGUUUCAUUUUUGGACUUAACUCAUGCUGCACUACGCCACUCUGUAAUUUCAUUAUGAAGGGAUGUUCACUUCUCAUUUAAAGGUCAUGAUUCUAUAUUAAGCAAAUAACUGCUGUCGUUGUAUUGCAAUAAGUAACUUGUUCUCUCCAGUAUCAAAUAAAAGCCAUUUGAACGAGA